Molecule: messenger RNA, 2776 nt
Organism: Phycodurus eques (leafy seadragon)
Lineage: Eukaryota; Metazoa; Chordata; Actinopteri; Syngnathiformes; Syngnathidae
Gene: wscd2
Product: WSC domain containing 2
Exons: 8
Coding region: 94-1506 (470 amino acids)
Molecular function (GO): sulfotransferase activity
Source: RefSeq, a predicted model, not a curated record
UGGGCAGCCAGAUGACGUCGUCAGACAGCGGAGGACUGGGCAUCAUGCGAGUAUUUAAGGAGGCUCACAGACCUAGACGAGGUUACGCCCCCUAUGUGGAAACAGAAGGCGGGGCAGAUAAAAGAGGGCAAAACUGGAGACUACCCCAACAAGUGGAGCCUUGCAGUGAAAGCCCGCAAUGCAAAACAGAUGGACGACGGAAGAGCAAAGUAUAUUGGUUGCUACGUUGAUGCAACACAAAAGAGGGCCCUGAAAGGAGUUUCAUAUUUUGAUUACAAAAAAAUGACUGUAUUCCGUUGCCAGGACAACUGUGCAGAAAGAGGUUACAUGUACGCAGGUUUGGAGUUUGGAGCCGAGUGCUACUGCGGUCACAAGAUUCAGACGGCCAACGCUUCGGAGAGUGAAUGCAACAUGGAGUGUAAAGGAGAAAAGAGCAACAUGUGCGGAGGAGCCAACCGGCUAUCCAUCUACAGGCUGGAGCUGAGCCAGGAGUCGGCACGGCGAUACGGCAGCGCCAUUUUCAAGGGGUGUUUCCGCAGGCCAGACAACGUCACGAUGGCUCUCCCUUUUAGCAUUUUCAUCCAAAACAUGUCUGUUGACAAAUGUGUCGACACAUGCACGGAGGAGGAGAAAUCGCUGGCCGUCCUGGCCGGGGAUCGAUGCCGCUGCGGCUUCCCGACCCCCCUCUUCUCCCUUCACGAGCCGGAGGACGAGGCCAUGUGUCUCCACCGCUGCCUCGGCGAGGAGUUUGAGAGCUGCGGGAACGACGAGUACUUUGUGGCGUACCAAACGCAGGUUCAAGACAACCGUUGCAUGGACAGGCACUUCCUACCCACUCGUGCCAAUCAGCUGGUUGCCCUCGCCAGUUUCCCCGGAGCCGGUAACACCUGGGCUCGACACCUCAUAGAGCUCGCCACCGGCUUCUAUACAGGCAGCUAUUACUUUGACGGCUCCCUCUAUAAUAAAGGAUUUAAAGGCGAGCGAGACCACUGGCGGAGCGGAAGGACCAUCUGCAUAAAGACGCAUGAGAGUGGAAAAAAGGAGAUUGAAGCCUUUCACUCCAGCAUCCUGAUGAUCCGAAACCCCUACAAGGCUCUCAUGGCAGAAUUUAACCGCAAAUAUGGCGGCCACAUUGGAUUCGCCUCCCAGGCCCACUGGAAAGGGAAAGAGUGGCCCGAGUUUGUGAAGAACUACGCUCCUUGGUGGGCAUCCCACACGUUGGACUGGCUCCAUUAUGGGAAGAACGUCCAUGUGGUCCACUUUGAGGCCCUGAAGAGAGACUUGUUCUCCCAUCUCAAGGGAAUGGUUCAGUUUUUGGGCCCGAAGGUUUCCGAGGAGCGUUUGCUCUGCGUGGAGGGCCAGAAGGACGGCAACUUCAAGAGAUCAGGCCUUCGCAAACUCGAAUAUAACCCCUACACUCCUGAAAUGCAAACAAACAUCAACGAACUCAUAAGAACAGUCGACUGCUGCCUUAAAGAAGAGGAACAUGUCUGGUGUUCCAGAUGAAUACAUGCCAAGAUGAUAUACGUGAAACCCGCUUUUUUUUCUCUCUCAUUGAAAUGCAAUGAAUUAGACACUUUUAUUCUUGCUUUAUUUUCCCAACUCAUCCUGUGUGGAACCAGAUAAUGACAACUUAAGGAAUUGAGUUUCAAGAGCACUUGUUGUCCUCUUCUGUGCACGUGCUGUGUCGGCACGUGCGCACGCCUUGAGACAGCUGUGAGGGAGCGCACUGGCGUGUUUCAUACAAACUAUUUCAUACUCUUUGGUAUGUUGAGCUUAUUUUGUAAAAAAAAAAAAAAAAAACAAGAUUUAAAAUUUCCUGCUGCUCUUUUAGUUACAAAACAUUUUAGAUGAUGUUGUGUUGUUGGGGGGGUGGCUCCUUAUCAUAGGGAUAAAUGCAAUAUGCAGGCUACAACUACCUGACAAUGAUACUGUGUGAUUCCGUGUGAUUUUUUUUUUUUUUUUUUUUUUUGUAAGCUAGUGAACUUACUCUUUGCAAGAGGGAUUCUGUUUUUGAUGAUAAAGUUCUCAGUUCCUCGUACUGAAGAAGGCACUGAGUCAAAGAGAGACGAGGAUUCAUCUUGACAGCAUUUAUUUAUCUCUGGUGUGCAGCGCACACGUGACCAGUCUGCUUGUGAAUAUGUUCUCUCCACACUGGCCUCAACGCCGAAAACCCAAAAAGCGCUUGACGGUGCAACACUUGGCCCAAAGAUAUCGGAAGAAUCACACUCUGUAGGCUUAAGGUCAUAUGAUUUCGUUUUUGGUUUUUUUUGGGGGGGGGGGCUCAUUUUAUGACAGUUAAUCGCACUAGAUUAAACAUUUUUUUUAAUUACUUUUUUUGUGUGAUAAGGGCAAUGAAAUCGUUAAACUCAUGAAUAAAAAAAAAUAUGUAAAAAUACUCCACAGACUGCAAAAAUUCCGCUCUUGACAUCAGUACGUCUUAUAAGUGCUAUGCCACAUGCUUCGAACAAAACAAGCAUGUGUCAUGAAUUUAAAUAAAUAAAUACAAAUGCUGAGAGCCAGGAGACUAACUGACUUCCAUUUUCAGGAUGCUAUUAUACUUUAUAUCUAUAUUUUUGUAAUGAGUGCUGACACGUCCAAAUAUUUGUACUACAGCAAACAAAUGAUAGAAAUUGUGUCUAUUUUGAACAUGCUUUAAGCUUGAUUGGCUCUUGUUGUCAUUGACAAGCAGGCACUUGAACAAAGGUGUUGUAUUUGAAUGUAUUGCCAUGGAACGAAUGUACUGUGAUCAAGCCCAAUAAAUUAGUAAAUCUGA